Laccaria bicolor S238N-H82 is the source of this 1410-nucleotide messenger RNA. Its product is annotated as aspartic peptidase A1. Gene Ontology annotation, biological process: proteolysis. The transcript has 10 exons. NCBI's taxonomy places the organism in Eukaryota, Fungi, Basidiomycota, Agaricomycetes, Agaricales, Hydnangiaceae. Bases 1 to 1410 code for a protein of 469 amino acids. Gene Ontology annotation, molecular function: aspartic-type endopeptidase activity. The record is from RefSeq and is a predicted model, not a curated record.
AUGUUUCCUCUGCCUCAAUUCGCACUCGCCCUCCUCUUCUUCCCUCUUACAGCCCUCGCAGACCCUAUCCACAUUCCACUCACUCGUCGCUCCUCAGGGAAUCGUGAUAUCAACUAUUAUGCCUCUGCAGCGAAGCAUCUGCAGGCCAAGUACAACAUACCGGGGAGCUUCUCCUCAGCUCACGGAAAGAGGGCGAGCUCUGAAUCAAUACAGACCAUCAACCUCCUAUCAGAUUCGGUUUAUCUUGCACCUGUGAGCGUAGGAACACCACCACAGACAUUCAAUGUCAUCCUCGACACAGGAUCAUCCGACCUUUGGGUCGCAGACACAUCAUGCAACGCAUGCAAUUCUACGACACCGCUAUUCAACCCCUCGAAAUCCUCGUCAAUCACUUCAUCGUAUACCAAUGUCACUAUCUCUUAUACAUCGAGCAACGUGUCUGGAACACUAGCACAAGAUGUGGUCUCCAUGGGCAAUUUCAGCGUUCAAAACCAAACACUUUGCAUGUUCACUCCCUCUAUGAUGACCGUUGACCGCGUCCCGGAUGACUUUUCCCCACUUGGCCUUUCAGUAUCGGGAAUCAUGGGUCUUGCGUUUUCCGCCAUUGCUGCCACGAACUCGACUCCAUUUUGGCAGGCGUUAGGAAGUCAACUGGCUGCCCCUGAGAUGGCUUUCUAUCUUACUCGAUUCCAGGAUGAUGUGAAUGCCAAGGAUGAGGAACCAGGAGGUGUGUUCACCCUCGGAGGAACAAAUUCGACGCUCUAUACUGGUGAUAUUGAAUUCCUCAAUAUGACUUUGAUUUUUGGUACACCAACCUUUUGGCUUCUCACCAUGCCUGCCAUCACCGUGCAAGGUCGGUCCGUUCAAAUCACGACAGGCAACGCCGCUCCAGUGGUCAUUGACACUGGCACUACUGUUAUCGGUGGUCCAACCGCUGACGUCAAUGCCAUUUGGGCCGCCGUUCCGGGCUCAGCCCCUUUCGUGAGCUACCCAGGAUUCUUCACUUUCCCGUGCUCUACCUCGCUUCAAGUGACACUUUCCUUCGGGGGCAAGGCUUGGCCGAUAAGUGAGGCCGACAUGAACCUUGGCCAGAUUUCGAAUGGAAGCACGCGAUGCGUCGGAGCCAUCAUCGAUCUCAACCUCGCUAGUAACAUUUCUUCUAGCUCGAGUCAUUACUGGGUUGUUGGGGAUACUUUUUUGAAGAACGUGUAUUCUGUCUUCCGUGCUGAUCCUCCUUCAAUUGGGUUCGCGCAACUUUCUAGUGUGGCGGGUGGAUCAGGCGCUCCAAACGGCACCAAAAUCACAUUGCCUGUCUUGAUGACCACGGCAACGAUGGCUGUCCUCAUGUGCUUGCUUAUUUAUUCAUACAAGUGGACUAUGGUCGAUAACUGCGGUUUUGUGGAUUCAUAA